AUGUUGACAGUAAACUUCAAGCUAGACUCAGCCUUGGAGAAGACCCUCAAGUCAUUUCGAGAGGAGCAUGCCCCGACUCGUGCUGUUGUUGUUACUAUUAAGAAUGAAGUAAUGCAACUUCACGGGAAGCCAAUUGAGGCGACCACCAAGUUGGAAAAUGAUCUUUCCAAAGUACGUGAUCUCAUCACGGCUGAUAAGAUAGAGGCUGCAUUUAUUAUCGUAAAACUCAAAGAAAAAGAGUUUGCACAAGUUUUUUUCUGCCAAGACGGUAUCUCGCCAAAAGUGAGGAUGGUUUACGCCACAGGUGCUGGACACCUCGCAGAGGCAAGUGGAUUGCCGCAUACAGUAAAAGAGCAUGUGGGACGAGUGACGGAUAUCGUACCUUCUCUCUUUGCAAAAGAGACAGAGAGUACACGUGAGGAACUCAUGACAGAAGGCGAGAAGUUGCGAAAGGCAAUUGAUAAGAUGGAAGUUGCACCUAAUCCAGUGGCAAUGCCUGGUGUGGUAAUGCCACUCACGAGUGAGGGAAUGCAGGAAUUAGAGAAAUUUGCCCGUGGUGAAGUGUGUGCUCUGACAUUUACAGUAGAGUCAGAUAAGAUCGUUUUAGAUAAAAAACUUGCCGAAGUAAAAGGAACAGGAUCCACUACUUCUUCAUCCUCCGCUUUAUCAUCCCUCAUGGAGGCUGUAAAGGCACUUAUUCCUCCAAAUCAUCCACGAUUUGUGGUAUUUCGUUGCCCAGUGGAUGCAACAACAACGAAGGCGAUGAUGGUGUACAUUUGUCCAAGUGUAUGUAAAGCGCGGGAACUGAUGGUGUACGCCUCAUCCAAGGCAUCUUUUCUCAUGCAGGCAAAACAUCACGGCGUGACAUUUGCACGGCGGCUGGAGUUGGACAGUACGGAUGAGUUGAAGUCUGCUGUUGAGGAGGCACUCGCACACGGAGGAGAACUAGAAGAUGAGAAUCCAUCGGAUAAACCAGCCCCACCACGACCAGUCGCUUCAAAAGGGCCACGAAUGCUCAUCUAA
Molecule: messenger RNA, 1023 nt
Organism: Trypanosoma theileri
Lineage: Eukaryota; Euglenozoa; Kinetoplastea; Trypanosomatida; Trypanosomatidae
Product: putative G-actin binding protein, putative,twinfilin
Exons: 1
Coding region: 1-1023 (340 amino acids)
Biological process (GO): actin filament depolymerization; barbed-end actin filament capping
Cellular component (GO): actin filament; cytoplasm
Molecular function (GO): actin monomer binding; actin filament binding
Source: RefSeq, a predicted model, not a curated record